AUGGAAACGGAACCUCUACUAUCUGGGAGCGUAAAUCAGGUUUCGGAACACAACGUUUCGCAGGAAAUUACAAAUACACAGAGGCAAUCUUACUCGGUGACCAGAGAUUCUUGUUGCUACGAGGCUGAUUAUGAGGAUCUUUAUGUCCGGCAAGCGAUUGUGUUCAUUGAAGAUGCCAUACAGUACCGAUCCAUCAACCAUCGAGUGGAUUCAAGAUCACUACAUUUUUACAGAUGGUACUACUCCCGGCUCUGGCAAUGGGGCCUGGGUGGUGUCAUCACUGUCAUCCUGACCUUGGCGUUCGUGGAAAGGCCCUCCUCCCUGAGCUCCACCUCAGACCUGCGCUUUAAGAGCCCCCCCCGGGAGCCCCCCUGCGGUCUGACUGAGAGCCUGGAGCUGGCCUGCCUCCUCACCUUCAGCCUUGACCUGGCUGUGAAGAGCUAUCUGAUUGGCUGGGAGGAGUUCCGGAAGAACAAAUGGCUGAUUGCUUACAGUGUGGUCAUCGCAGGAUCAGUCAUUGAUUGGACCUUAUCAAUGAGCAUGGCUUGUGAUGAGAAUUUAAGAAUCAGAAGACUUUUCAGACCAUUCUUCCUUCUUCAAAAUUCAUCACUGAUGAAGAAAACUUUAAAGUGCUUGAAAAGAACUCUCCCUGAAAUUGCCAGUGUGAUUCUGCUCCUGGCCCUGCACCUGUGCCUGUUCACCAUGAUUGGAAUGCUGAUAUUUGCCAGGGGGGAGAAUUCAGAAGAGAAUGGAGAGUGGGAAACAUAUUUUAAGGAUUUACCCCAGUCCCUGUCCUCCCUGCUGGUUCUGCUCACCACUGCUAAUAACCCUGAUGUGAUGAUUCCAGCCUACUCUGUAAAUAGAGGCUACUCCGUCUUCUUCAUUCUCUUCAGUGGCUUCGGAACAUACUUCCUAAUGAAGCUUCUGACCGCGAUUAUUUACAACCAGUUCAGGGGAUAUUUACUGAUGUCCAUCCAGACAUCCAUCCUGAGGAGACGGCUGGGAAUCAGGGCAGCCUUUCAGGUCAUGUGCUGGGGAGGCCAGGGGAAGCCCAGCGUCCCCAACCAUGUUGAGAGGGUGCGGGUGGAAGUGGUCGUGCAGGUGAUGAGGCAGGUCCAGAUGAAGUCCUACUACAGACAGGCCGUCAUUACGAAAGCGCAAGAGCACAUAAGUGGCUAUAUCCAGGGAGAGGCUUUCCAGAAGCUGUUUGAUGAAUUGGACAAGGACAGGAUCAAAGAGCACCCGCCGUUGCCAGUGUACCGCUCUCCAGCCCUCCGGAGGAUACAGACUGUGUUCAGCCACUGGUCUGUGACGGUGGCAGGGAAUGCUGUAGCUCUGGCCAAUGUCUUCUGCAUCUUUACCAUCCUGGUGAUGGACUCCGAUAAGUCUAUUGCAGAGCGGGAUGACUACUAUCUGGAGGCCAUCAAUUGCUUCUUCAUUGUGUAUUACCUGCUUGAGAUGGUGUUGAAGAUCUUUGCCUUUGGGUGGAGAGGCUACUUGUCUUAUAGAAGCAACGUCUUCGAUGGGCUGCUGACUGUCCUUCUCUUAGUUCUCCAGAUUUCCAUAUUUGCCACUUACAGACUGCCAUAUCCUCAGUGGAACCCAGCCACACAAGGCCUGCUCUCUCUGUGGGAAAUGGCCCGUUUGGUCAACAUGCUGAUCGUGUUCCGCUUCCUCCGGAUUAUCCCCGAAAUCAAGCUGAUGGCUCUAGUGGCCAGCACCCUGGUGGAUCUGGUGAAAAAUCUCCGGGCUUUUGCUGGAAUCUUACUGGUGGUGUACUACGUUUUUGCUGUUCUUGGCAUUUGGCUGUUCCAGGGAGCAAUCACAGUGCCAUCUACAAUGAGGAACUCAAGUGGCUCUAAUUUCACAGCAGGAUGUGGCUCCUAUGAACAGCUGGGCUAUUGGCCCAACAACUUUGAUGACUUUGCUUCCUCCUUGGUGCUCCUCUACAACAUAAUGGUUGUCAACAACUGGCAGGUGUUCAUGGAUGCUUACUCCAGAUACACAUCUGAAUGGUCCAAGGUCUACUUUGUUUCCUGGUGGCUAACCUCCUCUGUUAUGUGGGUCAACUUGUUUGUCGCCUUGAUUUUGGAGAACUUUAUCUAUAAGUGGGACCGGAGCCUCGCCUGUUCUGUUGCAGAUGUGGAGAGGACUGGAUACCAGACCACAGUGCAGCUCAUGUUCAGAGAGCAUGUGCCAGAGCCCACAGAGGAGGAGCUUCUCACAAAGCUACAGCAACACCCUCACCUGCACCUCAGCCAGUGACCCUGACCCACACACACACACACACCCUCACCUGCACCUCAGCCAGUGACCCUGACCCACACACACACACACACCCUCACCUGCACCUCAGCCAGUGACCCUGACCCACACACACACACACACCCUCACCUGCACCUCAGCCAGUGACCCUGACCCACACACACACACACACCCUCACCUGCACCUCAGCCAGUGACCCUGACCCACACACACACACACACACACACACCCUCACCUGCACCUCAGCCAGUGACCCUGACCCACACACACACACACACCCUCACCUGCACCUCAGCCAGUGACCCUGACCCACACACAUGCACACACACACCCUCACCUGCACCUCAGCCAGUGACCC
Messenger RNA from Conger conger (European conger), 2623 nucleotides. Its product is annotated as two pore channel protein 2-like. Gene Ontology annotation, biological process: monoatomic ion transport; transmembrane transport. NCBI's taxonomy places the organism in Eukaryota, Metazoa, Chordata, Actinopteri, Anguilliformes, Congridae. The transcript is spliced from 25 exons. Gene Ontology annotation, molecular function: voltage-gated channel activity; monoatomic ion channel activity. The record is from RefSeq and is a predicted model, not a curated record. The coding region runs from base 1 to 2265 and encodes 754 amino acids. Gene Ontology annotation, cellular component: lysosomal membrane.